This is a messenger RNA of Racocetra persica, 276 nucleotides long. NCBI's taxonomy places the organism in Eukaryota, Fungi, Glomeromycota, Glomeromycetes, Diversisporales, Gigasporaceae. The record is from the annotation of a GenBank genome assembly.
CACCAAAACGGACGACCCAAGCGAAGAAAACACCAGAAUGGUGACAUCAAUGACGAAAGAAGCAUCAAAUGGACGACUCCAAUGGCAAGAACUACAAACAAAAACCAACUCUCACCUCGACCUAGGCCUAUCAUAUUCGGAUGUAGAACUUUUAAAUUCGGAAAGCGAAGAGCCUAGUAAAAAGCUACCACGGCUACUUGCAGAGGGAUAUAGACCUCACGAUACAAACCCUCUCUUUUUUACAAAAGAGGCUCCAAGUAAAAAAAGAGGCUCCAA